This is a messenger RNA of Pantherophis guttatus, 4055 nucleotides long. RefSeq names its product homeobox A5 (gene HOXA5). NCBI's taxonomy places the organism in Eukaryota, Metazoa, Chordata, Lepidosauria, Squamata, Colubridae. The record is from RefSeq and is a predicted model, not a curated record. Gene Ontology annotation, biological process: regulation of transcription by RNA polymerase II; anterior/posterior pattern specification. Gene Ontology annotation, molecular function: DNA-binding transcription factor activity, RNA polymerase II-specific; RNA polymerase II cis-regulatory region sequence-specific DNA binding. Gene Ontology annotation, cellular component: nucleus.
UUAAAAUUGUAUGUGUAUAUAUGUGUGCGUGUAUACAUACAUACAUACAUACAUAUAUACAUAUAUGCAUAUUUCCCAAAACCCAAUUUUUGUUAUUUUUUUAAACCUAAAACCCACAGUCCCUUACAAUUGGUUUUACUAAUGGUACUCUGAGAGAGAUGUCAUAAUUUUGCUAUAAUGGGCUGUAACCCCAAUUCGACCUCAGUCUUGCAGCAGCUCCGGGCUGAAGAAAGUGAAAAUCUAGCAAGUCUCCAGAGGGUGGCGCACGAGGCCGACUGACAGUCAGGAGCUGGCAGCGGGCUCGCGCUCCAGGCGCGCGCCCCAACCCUCUAGCAUCCACCCAACUCCCCCAUUUAGUACGCGAGUUUACCUCUAGAGGUCAUCAGGCAGGAUUUACGACUGGACAACAAAAGCACGUGAUAUAAAGUCGUACCCCAUAUUUGGGUGCCUACGUAGGAGGGAACCAAGUACUUGUCCCAGUCAUUUCCAUAAUUCAUCAUAAAUUGUGCAAGGGUGCUAUAGACGCACCAAAAAACGAAGCAAAGAGCCACAAAUCAAGGCCCCUCGAUUAAAAAAAAAAAGCCAACAACAACAACAACAAAAAAAACCCUAACAAGCCCCAACAACAACAACAAAUGAGCUCCUAUUUUGUAAACUCAUUUUGCGGUCGCUACCCAAAUGGCCCGGAGUAUCCGUUACAUAAUUAUGGAGAUCCGAGUGCCGUGAGCGAGCAAUUCAGGGAAUCGGCCAGCAUGCAUUCCGGCAGGUACGGCGGCUACAGCUACAAUGGUAUGGACCUCAGCGUCGCCCGCUCUGCUUCCAGCCACUUUGCGCCAGGGGGGGCCACAGAGAGGGCUCGCGGCGGCAGUUACCCCUCCAGCGCCAACACCAACGCCAGCGCCGCCACCCCCGACGCCAGGUACGCCAACCGGGCGGCGGCCGCUCACUCGCCUCCGCCUGACUCGCUGCCUUGCGCCGCCGUGGCCGCCUCGCCUGUCAGCGGCGACGCUCAUCACGGUGGGGGAAAAACCUCCACCGUUAACUCGACCACCAGCACUUCGUCCACGUCUAGCGGCACCGCCAGCGCCGGCGGCAGCGGCAGCGCCAGCAGCAACGGCAGUGGCAGCACCAGCACCAGCCACCUGGGCAGAGAAGGGCUUAGCACGUCGCCGGUCGCCCAGGAGGAUCCUCCCGCCAACAACGAGCAGGCGACCUCUCAGCAGAACGACCAAAACACAGCUCAACAGGCUCCCCAGCCCCAGAUCUACCCCUGGAUGAGAAAACUUCACAUAAGCCAUGACAACAUAGGGGGGCCCGAAGGGAAAAGGGCUCGGACUGCUUACACCCGCUACCAGACCUUGGAGCUGGAGAAAGAGUUUCACUUCAAUAGGUACCUGACCCGCAGGAGGAGGAUUGAAAUAGCACAUGCUCUUUGCCUCUCAGAGAGACAAAUCAAGAUCUGGUUCCAAAACAGGCGCAUGAAAUGGAAAAAGGAUAACAAGCUGAAGAGCAUGAGCAUGGCAGCUGCAGGAGGAGCCUUUCGCCCUUAAGAGAUAUGCCAGCCCUGCUUCUCCCCCAUCCCCCAGCCCCUGUCCCAGAGAGGGAAAAACAAUAAAAGUACAAAAACACCACAACAAUUCAACAGUAUUAUAUAAAUGCUGACCCUGCGUAGGCGCGUCAGUAAUUUCUCUUUGCUUAACUUCCCUAGAAGGGCGAAUCAACCCUCUGCUGAUGUAUCUUAAUAAUCAUGAGCCUGUUUAAUUGAGCCUCCCUAGUGCGCGGCGUGUUACAGUAGAUCGGCUUCCCUGUGCAUUUCUUUGUCUUUAAUAGCUUUGUCUUUUUUUUUUAAUGUAGAUGUUUUAACUUAUUUAUAUGAAGCAAGUGGCGUUACUUGAAGUAACUGUAAAAACAGGAAAAAAAUAGUCCUACGCAAACACUAAGAAAAGGAAAGGAGGCUUCCCUUCCUUACCUUCCUCCCUCCCUCCCUCCCUCCCGCACCCCACACUCAGUCUGGUUUAAACCCAGUGUUUUUCUCUGUGUUGUUGCCCUCGCUGUGCUUAACCAUGCAUGUGUGUUUGAACGUGUCAGUGUAUGUAUAACUCCAAGCUGUGACCAAGAUUUCCAAUCAGAAAAAAAUACUACCUAAUUCCUGUGUCAUUAAUGGCUGUUGUAGAGGUGAAAUAAUGAAAAACAAGCUGAACUUGUCCAAACGUGUAGUGAAUAGUGAAUCUGUGACGAAAACUGUGAUUCCAGACAGUAUGUCCUUGCUGUGCCUUUGUAUAUGACUUUUUGCACGAACUCUUAAAAAUGGCUUUUAUUAAGCGCAGCUUCGGAAAAGUAUAGGGGUUUGGGGGGGGGCUGUUGUUUUUGUUUUGUUUGUGGACACAGUUACAAAUAGAGUCAAAGUUUGAACAAAAAAUGUGAUCUUUUUUUAAAAAAAGAAAUGUGGAUUUUUUUUUUCAACUGACUGGAAAAAUAAACUUUCUUUUGUAAGGGAUCUUCUCCCCUUUUUCUUUCUAUUCUGUCUUUUGCCUUUUGAGGGGGAGCUGGUCUGUACCCUACAGAGACUCAUAUAUUGCUCCACAUUUAGUCUGGAGACUAAAGUUGGAGACGAAACUGAGCCCAAUAGCCCCUGUAAACUGAGCAAAGAUUGCUUUCUGGGUUGAAUGUUGUAUAAGAAACACAGAAGUGUUUGUCAUUUUUUGGGGGGAAGAAAGAUACUACACUGUUAACUCUUUCUCCUAAGCAAGCAAGCAAGCAAGCAAGCAAACAAACAAACAAAGAAACAAACAUAUAAACAAGCAUUUGCUUUUCUCAACUUCAUUUCUAAGAACUUUAGCUUUCUAGAGGGAACUAAUGAAAACUAACGGGUGGGCAGUUAUAGAUAUCUUCCAGAGACUCUUAUACAAAAUCUACCAUGAAUUACACUUCAUGUGCAAUUUUAACAGAUAUUGGGGAAAGACUGUCUUAACUCAACUCAAAUAAAUAUGUAUUUCUUUGUUUAGCUUUGCUACAAUUAAUUUUGCUAGAAAUGUAACACUACUUACCCAACCCAGAGCUUGAAUGGUUAAUGCUUCUGAAUUCCUAAGAGUAACUAAAGAUCUGUAGAUUUACAGGCGAAGUAUAUUGGUAUCUUCCCUUAAAAGUUAUAAAGCAGUAAACUUUAUAAGCCCAAGUUCCAGCUAUAUGACAUUUGGAUACCAAAUGAAUAGGGUUUUGUCUAUGAAUUAGAUCGUAAAAUCAUCCAUAGUACAGACAGAUAGGCUCACUGGCUAUAAAAAGUCACGUGGUACCAUUAAAGUAAGUUUUAUGGUUCUGGGGAGUUGUCAUCCAACAUUAUAUACCACAUAACAUAUAAUCACACUGACGCUGGACUUCAUUUGACUCUCUUACAGGCUACAUGUGCCUCCUGGUCAUUCAAAUUGUCAGGGUUUAGGUACAGAAGUAUCUCUCCCCAAGUUCUCAAAUACUCAGUGAAAAAAAGCGCUUAAGGUAAGUUAUGUGCGCAAGUUGCUUAAGUUUGUUUUUGCAGUAGAGAACUCAGCUAUACUUUUGCCUUACUCCUUGUUUUUGGACCUCACAGUAUUUUGAAAUAACUCCAAUAAUCUCUUCAAGGUGCUACUUUAAAGACAGGGUGAUUUUUCCAAUCUGCCCCAAAUCCUAUAUAAUUUGAACUUUUCUGGAGUUGAGUUAAUACAUAUAAGAACAACAAAUUUUAUUGUCAUCUUAAUCAAACAUUCUCGAAGCAAGAAAAGCAAAAUAAGAGUCUUUGGCAGAGAUGGAUUUUGAGGCCUAACUUUAUGUUGGCUAAAGCAAAUGAUAAUGACUUCCUUUGCUCCAUGAAGGGUCUUUGUUUGUUUGUUUCUAUAAAUUGUAUUUAUGGGAAGAAGAGUCCUCAAGCCAAUUUAAAAAGAAAGAAUGGGGGGAGGAGAAUGGUUUUGGCUAUAAACUUGUUGGAAGGAUCAACAACCCCAUUGUUAUUGGCAUGUCUGGAAUAUUUUCAUCUAGAUGAAAUAUUUACAUAUAACAAUAAAGGUGUUUUAGUUGAUUUUAAA